This is a messenger RNA of Dermacentor silvarum, 2216 nucleotides long. RefSeq lists its product as uncharacterized. Lineage: Eukaryota; Metazoa; Arthropoda; Arachnida; Ixodida; Ixodidae. The record is from RefSeq and is a predicted model, not a curated record. The transcript is spliced from 6 exons. The coding region runs from base 149 to 976 and encodes 275 amino acids.
CCCCAGGACGCAUUGACACAUCGAGCUCAUCGAGGAAAGAGCAGUAGGCCACGUCAGGCAGUUAGCCCAGUUAGCGCUUCUCUCCAUAACAGCUUGUGCUGCAGCGUGUUCACCCUUUAGCGCUCCGCUUUGUGCUCCUGAAGUGCUCAUGGAAACGACAAUGGUCGAUGGGGGGGCGUCGCCGAGGCGUCUUCUGUGGGACUCCAUCACCAGGGCUGCAGAGUGCACGCCAUCGCCAUCUUUGGAUAAUUUUGACUUCUUUAAGGAAGAGCGGGAAAGCCGCCCACGUUACCUUAAGGAACUUCCAGGCUCCCUUAAUGACGAGAAGGCACCUAUUACUCCGCCAGCACAAUCUUCAAGAAACUUCGCGCGGCCGUGUCUGACGUCUGUGCCCAACGUCAUCGCCGAAAUGGUGACAGUGGCUCACUGUAAGGAGUUGCUGGAGACCGGGAUGUUUCACCCAUGUCGAAGUGGAAUCGAGUGUAACAAUCUGAACGCUAAAAUCAUCGUCGGCAGCGAUGGCGUUCUGUCGGCUAGCGUGCACGCAAGUACCCGCUGUCUUCAGGUGCAACUCCAGGGGAUGAAAGUGCUGCAGCGCUACUUCGUCUCUGUGGACGUUCCGCUUUAUGAAGAGAAAAGUGGCUCGUCUGAAGACAUCGCGUCGUAUGUGGCACCGCAGCCAAAUCUGCUCGACGGUUUCGGCUGGGCCAAGUCCACACUGCACCUCGACUUGUCUGCGCAUCUCAAAGAAAGGUUGCGGAGUUCAUCGUUUUAUGUUCGUGCGGCUCCAGCACGCGCCGACAUUUGCUACCAGCUGACGGUGCGCAUUCUCCAACUGUCGGAGGACUGCUGGCCAGUCGGUGCGAAGCCAGUGUUGAUUCAUCUCAAAGAGGGCUUCGUUCAGGAACUCCUUUCGGACAGCCACCAGACCCACCCAGUAGUGUUUCCUUGUAGAAUACAGGACGUCGCAUUCUGAGCGAGUGCACACCGGUCACUCUCACGUCGUUGGGAUCCUACAGCUUCUUUCCGGCGCCCGAGUUUCACGACAACUGUUCGUGGCAAGAAGAGGUCGGCGCAGAGGGCACGCGUGGACAGGAUUUGUUCCAGCGUCAGAUCCUGGAAGAACCGGCCGUGCGGUUCUCUUACCAGGAAAAAGCGCAGUUCCCUCGCUUUGAUAACGUAAUUGGGAACGGCUUCACACCUCAAGUCGCCUACUGUGACGACCACUUUGCUGCGGACAGGGGCCAGGCAACCUUUUUCCGAGACCUGGACAGGGAGGCCCUGCUGCGCCUAAUUCAUCUGGACCAGCGCCGUACUUCGACCACACUGCCUCCGGGGAACCGCUGGCAACAGCAUUGGCGUUGUCCCUGCGACAAGAGGCAUCAAGCGGUGCCGUUCGGCGUCGGUAUCUGCGAGGAAGAUCUCUUCGGGGGGCGCAGUGCUUGGUCACCGGCUGAGUUGAGGUCUUUUUAGCAUUGUUUUACGUAACUUUUAUUCAUUUGUAAACUUGUUUGACAAAUUUUUGUACGUGUAAUUGUUUUCUAUACUUUAGUUUGUAACGAUAUGUUUUUUAUUUUCUGACCUCACGCCGUUACGCUCGCGAUAAGCACAUCGUAGUGGCGUUUGUACUGUCGGUGUCAAAUGAAACGCUGGCGCAUGGCCGAAUAUACUUUUCUCCGCCUUCUGCAGUAAUCUUCGAUGUUGGUCGGCUGAAAGCGACGAUGCGCGCUCAAGACGGAUUGCAAUUGCUUAUUUCUUUGGUCGUUCUCUCGUUUUGUCGCUAAAGCGGCACUUCAUAAAAUCUUCCUGCCUGUCUAUACUGGUGCAGCACGAUAUUGCUCGCAGCCGGUGCGGUUGAAGUGAGAAGCUUGGCAUCAUAGAAAACAGAUGCCAUGAUAUGUCUUUUGGAAGCGCAUCUUCGAGUCCUUCAGCCAAAUAAUUUACGCGACUGUCUCUGAUGGUCACUGGUAGAUUAAGGCGCACGCUAUAUUUGGCCAUGCGCUCCACUUUUCGCAUUUCAUUUGAAGUCGACAGGAAUACCUCUUGCUUUUUUACAUUCUAAAACUUAUCGAAGGAUAUUCACUAUUCAGCCUUUCAGGAAGAAACUGAGUCGUUCUUAAAUUAGAAUUUCUUACGCAUCUUCAUUUAUGAGUUUAUCUGAAAUAAAGUAACGCCAAGUUAUUGUUUUCUCGUUUAUCAAAAAGCGCCAUGCACAA